AUGGCAUCUUCGGACGCAAAGCCCGCGCAGGACAAGACCGCCGACCUUAAGGCCGACGAGACGACGGCGCAGCAGCAGCAGGCCGCCGCCAAGAAGCCCGCGCUCGGCGAGGACGACGAGUUCGAGGACUUCCCCGUUGACGACUGGCCCCAGGAAGAGACCGAGGCGGCCGCCGGCGGGAGCGGCUCGACGCAGCACCUUUGGGAAGAGAGCUGGGACGACGACGACACGAGCGACGACUUCUCUGCGCAACUGAAGGAGGAGCUGAAGAAAGUCGAGGCCUCCAAGAGACGAUGA
Molecule: messenger RNA, 297 nt
Organism: Colletotrichum higginsianum IMI 349063
Lineage: Eukaryota; Fungi; Ascomycota; Sordariomycetes; Glomerellales; Glomerellaceae
Product: DSS1/SEM1 family protein
Exons: 3
Coding region: 1-297 (98 amino acids)
Biological process (GO): proteasome assembly; mRNA export from nucleus; double-strand break repair via homologous recombination
Cellular component (GO): proteasome complex; proteasome regulatory particle, lid subcomplex
Source: RefSeq, a predicted model, not a curated record